Cynara cardunculus var. scolymus (artichoke) is the source of this 1941-nucleotide messenger RNA. RefSeq lists its product as uncharacterized. NCBI's taxonomy places the organism in Eukaryota, Viridiplantae, Streptophyta, Magnoliopsida, Asterales, Asteraceae. The transcript is spliced from 3 exons. Bases 151 to 1806 code for a protein of 551 amino acids. The record is from RefSeq and is a predicted model, not a curated record. Gene Ontology annotation, molecular function: zinc ion binding.
GAACACCAUAAGCGCCAGAUUCAUAUAAAUGGCAACUCUCCCCAAAUUCGGCUCACCUUUUAGUUUCUUCUUACUUCUUUAAUUGUGGAGCGUUAAUGGCUGUCACGUACAUGUGAUUUGUGAGUUUAUCUGGAAAAACUUGAACCAUUCAUGGAGCCUCCUGUAGCAGCAGAGGUAGAAACCAAAUCUCAGGAAACUGAUGAAACAAAAGUCAGUCCUAAAAGCUAUGAAUGUGGACUCUGUGACACUGAAGUUGUCUACAAGAUAGCCCAAGAACUCCUCCCAGGAUUAGCCUCAGCCUGUGUUGACAACACAACCGGUGGCAUUUUCAAGAGUGCUGGUUCAAUAGCUGCUGAUAUGAGAAAAGAGAUGGCUGAUUAUCUAACACAAAGAAGCGAGAGUUAUGUAGCUGAAUUCUUACUGAAUGAAAAUGCCUCCGGCAUAGAAAUAUCUGAACACCCUUACGAUAUAAUCAUUAGCCUCAUUGAUGAUUUUGCUGCUUCUAAAAGAAAUAUGUUUAGCCGGGUUUCUGAGUGGGUUUUAAGCGAUCGAAGAGAAGACAGGAUUGAUGAUUUUGUACAGGAAAUGGAAAUUAACGGUUUCUGGUUACUUCCUCGAAGAGAAUGUGUUUCAUCAAUGUUGCUUAAGAAUGUUGAUUACAAGAAUGCAUUUCAUUGUAAUAUGGUGUGUAGCUCUGAGGAAGAAGUUGCUGCGCAUAGAUCCGAAUGCAAGUUUAGACCUUUGGAUUGCAUGAAUGAGGGAUGUACAACUAGGUAUUGUGCUGCUCAGAAGGAGCAUCAUGAAGCGGUUUGUCCGUUCAUGAUACUUCCAUGUGAACAGAAAUGCUCAGAUUUUGUUAUGAGGCGCGAGAUGGACAGGCAUUGUGUAACUAUUUGUCCAAUGAAGCUUGUAAAUUGUGCAUUUUAUACGGUCGGCUGCCAGUCUAGUAUACCGCGGUGCAAUGUCCAACAACACAAUGCCGACGAUCUCUCUUCCCACUUGCGGUAUAUUAUUCGAGCCGCACAUAAAGAAGCAACUGAUGAAGAUCUCAAACAUAGAGUGGAACAAAUCCUAAAUCUAUCGAAUACCGAAAAGUUGGCAAGAGCACGGGAUGCAAGAGCUUUGACAUAUUUGAUCAAGGAUGCUGAAGCGAAGCUUGGGCCAUUAGAAGUCGAAGGCAAGCCAGAUUCUAAAGAGAAGAAUACAAGUAAAGAAGAUAGCAAUAAAACGGAAUCACCCACAAAAACUGAGCCAUCAGUCAAAGAUGGGUCUGAAUUAGAGCCACCACCCAACAAAAACGAAAUGACUGAAAAAGUUGUGGAAUCACCAGCAAAAAUGGUGGAAAGCAAGGAGUCAUAUUCUUCUGCAGGGGAAGAAGAUGAAAAGAAGAAAGGAUCCAGAGAAGAAGAGAGUAAAGAAAUAGCAGCCAAAGAAGAAGAUCCUAUAAAACAGGAACCAUCUCACAGCGACCAAGAAUUAGAGACAACAAAAACACCACCCAAAAAAGAAGAAGAAAGAAGCAGCAACAAACAAUCAUUCAGCAGUGAUGAGCAAGAGUCCAAGAAACCACCGAAAGAAGACGAAAGCAGCAACAAACAAUCAUUCAGCAGUGGUGCACAAGACACGAAGAAAUUACCCAAAAACGAAACAUCAUCCAGAGGAGGUGAAAAAGAAGAAGAGGCGAAGAGAAAAGAAAAAGUCAAAAAGUCAUCAGCACAGAGAGAGAAAACAACCGGAAGUGAUGAAGAAGAAUCCAUGAAAUCACCAUUGCCAUCGGAUGCGGAGAGCUGGCAUUCAGACGGGUGAUUCAGUCAAGCAAAUAAUAGAUACAGAAACAAAAUAUACAAAAAAGAAGAAGAAAUGUUUUAGGCAUUGAUGGUGUAUCAAAUUUAUGACUUCAAUUAUUUAUUGAGUUGUUGGUACGAUGUUUUCAACAAGUUU